CAGGGGAUCACAUCUACGCAACAGGUUACCCCUCUUUCCUUGUUUUUUUGUUUUUGUACCACAUUGAAACAAUGGAUGAUAGUCCACUGCAAGUUCUGACUCGACCCACAGCCCCUUACCCAGACCAGAGACCAGGUACUAGUGGUCUGAGGAAGAAGGUGUCUGUCUUCCAGUCCAAAAAGGACUACCUUCAGAACUUCGUCCAGAGUAUAUAUUCCUCCAUCGAUCUGCUGGACCGCCAGGGGUCCACAAUGGUAGUUGGGGGAGAUGGACGCUACUUCAAUCAAACAGCCAUCGAGGUCAUUGUUCAGAUGGCAGCUGCGAAUGGGGUUGGACGGCUCGUGAUUGGUCAUCAUGGGAUCAUGUCCACGCCAGCGGUUUCCUGUGUGAUCAGAAAGUACAAGGCCAUCGGCGGUAUCGUCCUCACAGCCAGUCACAACCCUGGGGGACGCGAAGGAGACUUUGGCAUCAAGUUCAACACCGCUAAUGGAGGUGCUGUAACUAGAGAAGAGGGAACAGGAGGAAAGGGCCCAGCCCAGGAUGCGGUCACCAACAGAAUCUUCCAGAUCAGCAGAACCAUAGAGGAGUAUGCCAUCUGCCCAGAGCUCCGGGUGGACUUGGCUACCCUGAGCAAACAGACGUUUGACCUGGAGAACAAGUUCAAACCCUUUACAGUGGAGAUAGUGGACUCGGUAGAGUCUUACGCCAACAUGCUAAGGAACAUCUUUGACUUUGCUGCACUGAAGGAGCUGCUGUCUGGGGAGAACCACAUCAAGAUCCAGCUAGAUGCCAUGCAUGGAGUGAUGGGUCCCUAUGUGAAGAGGAUACUGUGUGAGGAGCUAGGCUCCCCUGCGAACUCUGCCAUUAACUGUGUCCCCCUGCAAGACUUUGGGGGCCAGCACCCUGAUCCCAACCUCACCUACGCAGCCGACCUGGUUGAGACCAUGAGGGGGGGCCAGUACGAUUUUGGAGCUGCCUUUGAUGGUGACGGUGACCGUAACAUGAUUCUGGGUAAGCAUGGCUUUUUUGUCAACCCCUCGGACUCGGUGGCUGUCAUCGCUGCCAAUGUCUUCACCAUCCCCUACUUUCAGCACACAGGGGUGAGAGGCUAUGCCCGCAGCAUGCCCACCAGCGCUGCCCUGGACAAUGUUGCCAGGGCAACGAAGAUUGAACUUUACGAGACCCCCACGGGGUGGAAGUUCUUUGGCAACCUGAUGGACGCAGGCAAGCUGUCACUGUGCGGAGAAGAGAGUUUCGGCACAGGUGCUGACCAUAUCCGUGAGAAGGAUGGACUUUGGGCCGUGCUGGCAUGGCUGUCCAUCCUGGCAACGAGGGAGCAGAGUGUGGAGGAUAUCAUAAAGGACCACUGGCAGACGUUUGGCAGGAACUUCUUUACCAAGUAUGACUAUGAGGAAGUCGACCUGGAUGCAGCCAUUCAGAUGAUGGAGGAUCUGGAGCUGAUGAUACUGGAGAAGGCCUUUAUGGGCCAGAGGUUCGCUGUGGGGGAGAAGCUCUACCAGGUGGAGAAGGCAGACAACUUUGAAUACACUGAUCCCGUAGACGGGCACAUCUGCAGAAACCAAGGCCUGAGGAUAAUAUUCACAGAUGGCUCCCGGAUCAUCUACAGGCUCAGUGGAACAGGGAGUAUGGGGGCAACAGUUCGGGUCUACAUCGACAGCUAUGAGAAAGACCCUGACAAGAUCUUCCGAGACCCACAGGUGAUGCUGGCACCCCUGGUUACCAUAGCCCUGAAGGUUUCACAGCUUCAUGAGAGGACAGGCCGCAGUGGCCCAUCAGUCAUCACAUGAUCGUCCAUUACCACCCCUGCCCCUCCUAAUAAAAGCCUCAAACUACACUGUCUAUCCCCCAUCCUACCUUCACUGAGAUGGUCAUUUUACCCUUCAUCCAAGGCAUCUUUGUGCGAUUUUGUACCUUCAGAUCAACCCCAACUAUCACCACUCAGCUUCUUAUUAAUUGAGAACGAGUGAACUGUACCAAAAAUAAAACAUUCUCAACUUUG
Salvelinus namaycush (lake trout) is the source of this 2020-nucleotide messenger RNA. RefSeq names its product phosphoglucomutase-1-like. The transcript has 11 exons. Gene Ontology annotation, biological process: carbohydrate metabolic process. NCBI's taxonomy places the organism in Eukaryota, Metazoa, Chordata, Actinopteri, Salmoniformes, Salmonidae. The record is from RefSeq and is a predicted model, not a curated record. Gene Ontology annotation, cellular component: cytosol. Bases 72 to 1808 code for a protein of 578 amino acids. Gene Ontology annotation, molecular function: magnesium ion binding; phosphoglucomutase activity.